Molecule: messenger RNA, 1365 nt
Organism: Toxotes jaculatrix (banded archerfish)
Lineage: Eukaryota; Metazoa; Chordata; Actinopteri; Toxotidae
Exons: 11
Coding region: 181-1152 (323 amino acids)
Cellular component (GO): cytosol
Molecular function (GO): aldose reductase (NADPH) activity
Source: RefSeq, a predicted model, not a curated record
CAGCAAAGCAUAAAUAGCAAAGCAAAAGGAAGGACGUUGACUCAGCAAUUACGGUGUGAUACAAAAAAAAAAAAAAGAGAGAGAGAAGAGGAAGCUCUGACAGCGUACGAGUGUGUGCCACAAGUGUGUGCUGAGGUCCUCAUUUUGCUGUUUUUCUCUGCCCGUGGUUAAAGGUUCUCCAUGGAAGACACACAGGUGGCCAGGACCAUAGAGCUGAAUGACGGAGGACACAUGCCAGUUUUGGGUCUGGGGACAUGGAAGUCCUCCCAUCUGCCCCGCACCUCCGUCCAGGGUGCAGUAGAGACUGCCAUCGCUGCUGGCUACCGCCACAUAGACACUGCCUACAGCUACAGGAAUGAGGUGGACAUUGGCAAAGCUCUGCACUCCAAGAUGCAGCAGGGCAUCAUCAGGCGCCAGGACAUGUUCGUUGUCAGUAAGCUGUGGUGUACCCACCAUGCCCCAGAGGACAUCCCUGUAUGCCUGAACAAGUCUCUGAGUUAUCUCCAGCUGGAUUACCUGGAUCUUUACCUUGUGCAUUUCCCCGUUGGCCUAAAGAAAAUGGGCGAUGAGCUGUUCCCCAAGAAGGAUGGAGAGAUGCUGACCUCUGACGUAGACUACGUGGACGUAUGGAGGGGGAUGGAAGCCCUGCAAGCUUCAGGAAAGGUGAAGAGCAUUGGUGUGUCCAACUUUACCAUCCUGCAGCUGGAGAGACUUCUGGCUCUGUGCAGGGUGCCCCCUGCUGUCAAUCAGGUGGAGCUGCAUCCUUACCUGGUGCAGACAGACAUGAUAGAGUUCUGCAAGUCCAGGAACAUCACCCUGACUGCCUACAGCCCCUUUGGUUCACCUGCACGACCCCCAGAGCUGAUCAGAGAAGGCACUGAUCCAAAGAACCUCCUGGAGGACCCAGUCGUUUCAGAUAUAGCCAGGAAGCACAGACGCAGCUCUGCACAGGUGCUGCUGAGGUACCACGUGCAGCAAGGCGUUGCAGUCAUUCCUAAAAGUGACAAGCCUCAUCACAUUCUUGAAAACACAAAAAUCUUCGACUUCAGUCUGUCCGAAGAAGACAUGAGCGCGCUGAGAGGACUGGACCGUGGGUGGAAGGCCUGCAUGCUUGAAGAAGUCAAGUCUCAUCCAUACUACCCCUUUGUAUGAGGCUGCCAGGACGGUGGAGAGACGUACAGUCCACCUGCAGCAUCACACGCUGUGAUUCAUCAGCGACUUGUUUACCUGGUAAUGAUGAAAUGUGAAGGUGAAGACAAUUCAAAUGUGAAUGUAAUGAAUCUGUCAGGGCACUGGUACACCGACAGCCUGAGCUACCUUUUAUGUUUUCCUCUCUUUUUAAUUAAAGGCAGUUUGAAAAGUUAA